This is a messenger RNA of Mesitornis unicolor (brown roatelo), 659 nucleotides long. It is a transcript of the gene DCXR, whose product is annotated as dicarbonyl/L-xylulose reductase. The coding region runs from base 1 to 450 and encodes 149 amino acids. Lineage: Eukaryota; Metazoa; Chordata; Aves; Mesitornithiformes; Mesitornithidae. The record is from RefSeq and is a predicted model, not a curated record. The transcript has 6 exons. Gene Ontology annotation, biological process: glucose metabolic process; xylulose metabolic process. Gene Ontology annotation, molecular function: L-xylulose reductase (NADPH) activity; carbonyl reductase (NADPH) activity.
AUGAAGAACGGCCAUUGCGGGUCUCUUGAUGUGAAUUUCCGGGCUGUGCUUCACGUUUCCCAGAUUGUAGCUCGGCAGAUGAUUGCGCAGGGGGUGCCAGGCGCUAUCGUGAACGUCUCCAGCCAGGCCUCUCAGCGCGCGCUGCGGGACCACGCCGUGUACUGUUCCACAAAAAGUGCUUUGGAUAUGCUGAGCAAGGUAAUGGCCAUGGAGCUGGGACCCCACAAGAUCAGGGUGAACACUGUGAACCCCACCGUGGUGAUGACCAACAUGGGGAGAAUUAACUGGAGCGACCCUCAGAAAUCUGCUGCCAUGAUCAGCCGGAUCCCGCUGGGGAGGUUCGCAGAGGUGGAUGAUGUGGUGAACAGCGUUCUCUUCCUCCUGAGUGACAGGAGUGCCAUGACAACCGGCAGCUCGCUGAUGGUUGAUGGGGGGUUUCUUGUCUCCUAAGAGGACACCUGCGUCUCACACCUGGCCUUAAUUUCCAUACUAACACUGCAUAGAUGUAAACUGGAUAGAAAACCGUGACCCAGACCCAGUCCUGCUGGAGAAAAGGGGCAGCAGGGCUGGAACCUGUAUGAGAACUGAGACACAAAAUCACCUUUAGAAGGCUGCUAUGUAAUAAAUCUCACAUACGCCGUCAUGGAGAAUGUUUAUUG